This is a messenger RNA of Saccharomycopsis crataegensis, 1158 nucleotides long. RefSeq lists its product as uncharacterized. The record is from RefSeq and is a predicted model, not a curated record. Gene Ontology annotation, molecular function: serine-type endopeptidase activity. The transcript has 4 exons. Lineage: Eukaryota; Fungi; Ascomycota; Saccharomycetes; Ascoideales; Saccharomycopsidaceae. Gene Ontology annotation, biological process: proteolysis. The coding region runs from base 1 to 1158 and encodes 385 amino acids.
AUGUUUCUUAGAAAGUUUUUGGUUUGUGGCUCCUUGAUUGCCGCGAUACAAGCAUUUACUUACAUUAUUCAGACUUCUUCUACCAGGGAUAUUGACUAUUAUAUGAAUCAAUAUGAUGCUCAAUUCAAUGCUUUUCGUGCUUCAAAGAAGGCAAACACUUUUAGGUCUUUUAAUGUUGGUAACAUUACAGGAUUUAUGGGAGAUUUUGAUGAUGAGUUACUUGGUCUAUUAUACAAUGACUCUUCGAUUUUGGAGAUAUCAGCUGAGAAGUACUUGAAGCUUGACGCUGUCCAGACUCAAGAAUUUUCGUCUAGGCAUUUAUUAAGAUUAACUCACAAGAAUCUUAUUUAUGAUAACCAACCUGAAUUGUUAUAUGAUGCUUCUGCAGGUAUUGGUGUUGAUGUUGCGAUAAUUGAUAGUGGUGUGAAUGGAAAACACUGUGAAUUUACAGGCAGAGUGAAAAGAAUUUUUGACUUCGUUAACGAAGCUGGAAUUGAUGAUCCUAUUGGUCAUGGAACCGCCCUCGCUGGAGUUGUUGGAUCAGAAACCUAUGGAGUGGCAAAAAAAUGUAAUAUUGUUGAUAUUAAAGUCGCCUCGAGAGACAGGGUCGCAAAGUUGAGUGAUGUCAUUUCAGCGUUGAACUUAGUAGUAAGCCAAUCGAAAGAAACAAAAAGACCAACGGUAAUUUUAUUAGCUAUGAGCAUAUCAAGGAGCAAAUUGCUUGACUCAAUAGUUCAAAAGAUUGUUGACCAAGGGAUACCGGUGAUCACAUCUGCUGGUAACGAUGGUAGAUUGGCAUGUAGUAAUUCUCCUUCUUCAGCUUCAGGAUCUUUGAGUGUUGGUUCAAUCGAUGAUGCUACUAAUAAGAUUGCCGGAUUCUCUAACUGGGGGGCCUGUAUAGAUAUAUUUUCCAGUGGCGUUGAUGUCACCACAACAGGUAACACUGGAAACACCGCAACUAAAGCUUCCGGAACUUCUGUUUCUGCUGGUAUUGUAGCUGGGUUGACAGCUUACUACAUGGGAACAGGGAAAAGUGGAUUUGAAGCUGUUCAAAUGAUCAAACAAGUAUCUACUGAUGGGAUAAUUGAAGGCCUUUUGUUAAAGCCAUAUACUCAAAAUAAGAUUGCGCACUUGGAUAGUUCAGGAAGUUCUCUUUAG